This is a messenger RNA of Stylonychia lemnae, 2874 nucleotides long. Lineage: Eukaryota; Ciliophora; Spirotrichea; Sporadotrichida; Oxytrichidae. The record is from the annotation of a GenBank genome assembly.
AUGGCGAUUCGACUCAAAAGCAAGGAUCUCUAAACAUUGAAAACCAAACUCAUAGAAAAGCUAGAUUAGUCUUUUGCUGCAGUCUAAUAAUUAGAAUAUGAGAGAAAGCCUGCUCUGAAAGUAGACGAAGUUAUUCAAAAUUCAAUUAAGUCGUUACUCAUGCUCAUAAAGACUUAAAUUGGAGGCAACUUUUUAUUCUUCAAGAUUAUAGAGUAAAUAGUGAAUCUGUCAGGAGUAGAUAAUAAAGACCUGCUUAGCGAGAUUAUUAAAGCAUAGAAUAUUUAAUCUUCUGUUGAUUACUAUGAAGAUACUUCAAAUUCAAAUCAAGAUACUACACAAUCAAUAGAUAACAGGAUAGCUAACAUUGCCUAUCAACAUGUGUUUGAGAUAUCGAUUGCAUAAAGCGUAUCUUUACCUUCUGCUCAAUUUAAGAACCAGAGAGGACAAUCAAAGUAGAGAUCACCAAACAAUCGAUAUGGCAAUGAGCAAACAGGCACAUUGUCUCAGAUAAAUCUAACACCAUUGCAAUAGUUGCAACAAGAUGAUGAUUUGCUUGAUCAAUACUCCAAGAAUAAUGAUCAAUUUACAACAAAAACUGAAGGCAAUGAGGAUUAGUUAUUGAGCAAGAUGAAGGAAAUUGAGGAAUUGGUGAAAAGCUUAAAACCACAAGAUAGGUUAAUAGAUGAGUUAAAAGAGUAGAAUUAGCUAUUAUUGAACAAAAUAAAUGAAUGUAAUGAGAAAACUUAGGAAUCAUUGGCAAAGCAGAAUGAAAUGCAAGAUUUACUAAGCAAUUAAAGUCAGUAGAUUCAAGAAUUGCUAUCACGGCCUGUUAAUAUUCAAAAAGAUUUGGAGUUUGAUAAUUUGUCUAAAAGUGUACAGAUUCAUACUGUUACUAGGAUAAAUCAAAAGGAUUAUCACGGCUAAUCUAGUAAAUCUAGAACAAACUCAAACUUUUCAGCAAAUAGAAGCCAAUUAAAUGGGGGAUAAACAGGAGAAACUUUGACUAAUAAAAACUCCAAUUAGCAAUAGUUCAGUAAUAUUAAAAUGGGAGAUUACUAAGAAGACCUAGAUUAUACAAAUGAUUACCCAUAAUAUUAGACAACCAGUAAUACUUCGGAAUAAAAUAGGAAAAACUCAAAUAGAGGUGGAACAGCAAGUGAAAAUAAUUCUAGGAGUAGAUUUAGCUCAAACUACUAAGAAUUAGAAAAGUAAGAAGAUACAGAAAGCAUAAUACUCAAAAAUGUAAAAGUAUAGAUUCAAGAGCAAGAGAGUAGUCUUGGUAGGUAAUAAGUACAAAAAAAUGAUUAAGAUAUUAGGGAGAGUCAGAAACUGGAAGAAACAAGAGCUUCAAUGUAUGAUAAGAGAAUUCUCAACUAGCCAUCAGCUUAUGAUAAGGAAAAAAAUCUAUUCGACUUGGACCACUCAGUUUAGCUAAAUCCUUAACAAACUAAUGUGAAAGAUUUAGUAGCAUCUUCAACUCAUAGUAUUGCAGCUUCUUUGUAAGGUAAUCAAGAGUAAUCAUCGCAAAACAAUAAUAAUGAAGAGGAAUACAAAACAGAAGAUCAAAUUGAUUAUUUUGAUAAGGAUUAAGAAGACGAGGAAGUUAAGAUAGAAUUGGAGAGGCAAGAUUAUGUAGAUGACAAUGACAAUUUGUUUAUAAAUAGUAGAACUAAUGGCUUGCAAUCAUCUUAAAUAAGAUCAGGUUCGAUUCGCUAGAAUAAUUUGCUGAAUGAAAUUCAAAAAAUAGAAAAAGAAGAAAAUGAGUAUGGAAGAGACAUAAAGAAUUAAAAUAUUCCAGAGAUACCUAGAUAAAACCAUAGCUCAUUAAAGAAUUAAUAAAAUCUAAGCAAGGAUAAGAAAUAGACAGUCAUCUUCUAUAAUGAGUUAGAUUAGAGUAUUUUGAUAGGCUAAAAUGAUACGAACACUCUGGUCUUUGAUGAAAAUCUGGAUUUCAAAUUUAAUGUUGAUCUGGGAGGUGAAUUAAUUUCCAUAUUCCCAUUUGAAGAAUAAAUCUACUGCGGAUUGAAUAAUAAUUACAUUGUGAGAGUAGACAAAGAUAACAUAAAAGGUGAGAAGAAAAAACUGGCAACUAGGGAAGUAGUCCAGAAAAUUCUACAUUUUUACUAUGAAGAAUAAACUAAUAAUGAUUUGAUAGAGUAUCUGGUCCUACUAGAGAAGGAUGGACAUAUUGAGUUCUUAGAUAUUUCAACAUUCACCAUUGUCUAUUAAUACUAGCACACUUGCAAACUUAGCAUAUAGGAUGGUGUUUAAAUUGUGGAUAGAAACGAAUUGUGUUUGGGUUUCGCUCAUCUCAGUGAUGGAAGUUACAAGGAUGGAAAACUAGCAUUUGUCAAGGUUAAUCUUACCAAUUCUCCGUCUGGCUAGCUGAUUCGUAUGUUUAAUUAAUCACAGCAUAGCACUGGCACCAAGAAGUAUGAUAUUAGCAUAACUGAAUUGAGUGCUUAGGACUAAGUAGCGGGAAAGGCUGUAUUUAAUGUUCGCUAGAUCAGUGCAAACCAAUUCAUAUUUACCAUUAUUGAAAAGAAUUUCAAGCUCUAUAACAGAUAGAAGGGCUUUAUAACAGACAUACCGAAUCCAUCUAAGAGUAUAAACUACAACAGUUUAAUACCUAUUGACGGAUUCUGCUAGGAGCAUCCAUAUCUCAUAUACAAGGACUCUAGAUCAAUUGGAGUAAUUGAUUGUCUGACUUAUGAAGCUAAGAUAAUUGAUAGUGAAGUAAAUUACUCAAGGUGUGGCAAUCUAUAUAGUUUGGAGUAGUAUAGAGAUUAAAAAGAUAGCCUAAAUUUGCUUACUUUCAUCUUCGAUAGAAGCAAUAAUGAUAGAAAGAUAAAAAGUAUUAUAGUAAGGAUAUGA